Blepharisma stoltei is the source of this 902-nucleotide messenger RNA. The record is from the annotation of a GenBank genome assembly. Lineage: Eukaryota; Ciliophora; Heterotrichea; Heterotrichida; Blepharismidae.
AUGAGGAUAGGUAUGCCUUAUAAAUUAAAUAAGGUUAUCUAAAAAUGUUUAUUAUCAAUAAAUACAAAUUUUGCAAUCUUUUAAAAAAUAAUAUCGUGAACUGCUUGGAAAUCACAUUCAAAUUAAAAAAUAAAUGUAAUUUCUAUGAAUAUGUCACAAAAUUAAAGACAAAUGGCUUUUGGGGUGGAGAAAUAGAACUUGGAGCAGCAUCUGAACUGUUUGGUAUUACAAUAACCAUUUACUCAGACAUUCUGACCCAAUCAUGGGUUAUUAAAAAUGAUAGUCCUAACGAGAUCACUCUAAAUUUAUUGUUUUUGCACAAUUCUCAUUAUAAUGUGCUGAUUGAUAAAGGAUUUUCUAUUCAAAAACCAACUCUAAAUAUUAAAUCACAACAUAAAUUAGACAAUUCUAUUUAUUCACAAACAGCUAGUAUAAAAUUUUAUAUAAUCAUAAUUCGAAGGAAUUUAAAUUUUAUUGAAAGCUAUUCUAUUAUUAUACAUAAUAUGGUCGUUUUAUCUAAAUAGUUUGCUGCAUAUAUUUAUAACUUAUUAAUAACAGUAUAUCCACAAAGAACUUUUAAACCAAUUAAAAAACGAAGAAAAUAAGUCUGGACUAUUUCCUCUUUCACAUGGGAAAAAGAAUUUAGAUGAUAUAUAUCAUUUUUUAUGCAUCUUAUUAUGUAUAAUUAUAUAGGCUACAUUAAAUUUUUAAAUUCCAAACCCUUUUGUAUAAGAAUAUUGUCAGAAGAGAAAGAAGAAGAAAGACUUCAUUUUCCAGCCAAAUUAUAUGACCUACCUUAUGAGAAAAGAAGAAAUUUCAAAAUUAUAAAAGGAGAGUACAUACUAACUAUAAACUUUUGCCCCAGACCGAAGAUAUUAAUGAUUACACUGAAUCUAGAUUAA